Messenger RNA from Myripristis murdjan (pinecone soldierfish), 1956 nucleotides. Its product is annotated as CD151 antigen. Gene Ontology annotation, cellular component: plasma membrane. The record is from RefSeq and is a predicted model, not a curated record. Gene Ontology annotation, biological process: cell migration. The transcript has 9 exons. Lineage: Eukaryota; Metazoa; Chordata; Actinopteri; Holocentriformes; Holocentridae. Bases 215 to 976 code for a protein of 253 amino acids.
ACACACACACACACACACACACACACACACACACACACACACACACACACACACACACACACACAGCCCCGACUCUGCCGCUCUGCCUCCCGCUGCAGUCGCUCUCCGACGGCCUCCUGGAAUGAAAACAAGCGACAUUUAAACUGACUUGUAACGCCACUCUUUCUUUCUUUCACUCUUUCUCAAGCGACAGAAGACGAAAGAAACAAUCAGCAUGGGGGCAUACGAGGAGAAGAAGGAGACAUGUGGAACCAUCUGCCUGAAAUAUCUCCUUUUUACCUUCAACUUUCUGUUCUGGUUGGCAGGGGGCGUCGUCAUGGCAGUGGGUGUUUGGACCUUGGUUGAGAAGAGCGACUACAUCAGCCUUCUCUCCUCCAAGACCUACGCCGCCUCCGCCUACAUACUGGUCCUGGCUGGAGCCAUCGUCAUGGUAACCGGCGUGCUGGGCUGCUGUGCCACCUUUAAGGAGCAGAGGAGGCUACUGCGAGUGUACUUUGUCCUGCUGCUGUGCAUCUUCCUGCUGGAGAUCCUGGCUGGCGUCCUGGCUUACAUCUACUACCAGCAGCUGAACGAGGAGCUGAAGCAGAACCUGAGGGAGACGAUGGUUCAGAAGUACCAGCAGAAGGAGCAGGAGCACGUCACCCGAGCCGUGGACAAGCUGCAGCAGGAGUUCAAGUGCUGUGGGAGCAACAGUUCAUCAGACUGGGCCGAGAGCGCCUGGAUCCGCUCCAUCAAGGCCGACGGCAGAGUGGUGCCUGACAGCUGCUGCAAGAGCCGCACCGACGGCUGCGGCCGCAGGGACCACCCAUCCAACGUCUACAAGGUGGAGGGUGGCUGCAUCACUAAGCUGGAGAACUUCAUCCUGGACCAUCUGAAGAUCAUCGGCGCGGUGGGUGUCGGGAUCGCCUGUGUGCAGAUCAUAGGGAUGGUGUUUACCUGCUGCCUGUAUCAGAGUCUAAAGGCAGAGCCGUACUAGGGACCAGAGGAGGAAUAGAUUGUGGAUGAGGGAGGCAGACAGAACCAGUUGCGGCGCCCCAGAGCGGUGUAAAGAUCAGCGGACUGAAACUGCACGUUGCAGAAAUCGCUAAUCCAGGUUGCCGCCGCUUUGCUUUCACAGCAGCCUGGUUUUAAUGAGCUGGAGUCCACCUCCGGGGCCCACUUCCACUCCAGCAACAACAUUUCACUUUCAUGUUGAGUAGCCGAUCAUGCAUCUUAAAUAGUUGUUUUAUAGUAGCUCUUAAGCCUUUCCACUGUUAGUUUUUAUAUUUUUGUAAAUGAUAUUUUCUCAGUCACACACGAGGUGCCGCCUUAUGAGCUAUUAGUCUUAUUGCCUAUUGGCUGUUCAUGGUGACAUUUUUUUUUUUUAUCGUUUUCUUAUCACGACCCUGAAUGCAACAUGUUGACAGUAACACAAGGCGUUCAGCAUCUGUUAAAUGUCUUGCUAGCCGGUGUUCUCCAUGUUGGUGCAGUGACUUCAAAUUACAGCCAACAUCAUGUUUUGUUGGAUCUCAUGAUCGCCAUGACAGCUGAUCGGUGUAAACCAGUUAUUCUGCCUUAUUUCACGUGACCACGUUAAUGGCACAAAAAGCCAAACUGCUGAUCCGGCUCAUAAGAAGGUGCCUCUGUGUCUUUUUUUUUAUACAAGGGAUUUAUCUACUGAUGCCAAAGUUGUGUAAGGAGCUGCUGUGGCUCCGUCAGGCCUUUCCCACCUUCUCUACUGAUGUCUUACUUUACCUUUUUUUAGAUUGUUUUUUCCAAAAUGAAGAUUGUGUUUACUUUUCUAUAGAUCAUGAAUAUUUUAUUGUAUUUAACGGACAAAGCGGGGGGAGAUGAUUGUCGCCCGCUUCUAGUACGAAUCUUUUCCAUGUGUGCCUCAGAAAUACCACUAAAUGAAUCCAAAAACAAAAAACCUGCUGUAGUGCUGUCUUUUAUUUUGAAUAAACAUCAUUCAACACA